This is a messenger RNA of Guillardia theta CCMP2712, 424 nucleotides long. RefSeq lists its product as hypothetical. The record is from RefSeq and is a predicted model, not a curated record. The transcript is spliced from 2 exons. The annotation marks the transcript as partial. Lineage: Eukaryota; Cryptophyceae; Pyrenomonadales; Geminigeraceae.
AUCUAUGACGCGCCAUGGGGAGAAAUUCAAAUCCGAAUUUUGGCGGGCAAUCUGCACUGCAUCCUUGCCAUGAGCAAGACGACAGCAGACAGAGAGGAAUGCCCUAUUUGUAAGACGAGAUACAGUACGAACAGUAUUCGGACGAUCCCUCAACACUGCAUCAAAGCUUGUUCACGUUGUCGACGGGCUUUCAAAGACAUCGACUUGAAAACUGUACAGGAUUAUGCAGUGUUCACUGACGCAUUGGUGCUGAAAUUGUUACAUUUUCUGCAAAACAUCGGGCACGCAACAAUGCAGAGGGCUUCAAAAAUUGUUUCCUUCAUUACUUCACCUCGUUUCAACAAGGAGCAGAUGCCAAAAUGCAUCAUGAUCAAUUCCAGCUGCACAUAGACGCGCAAAAGCUUCGAAGUCAAGUAAAGAAUCA